Molecule: messenger RNA, 3804 nt
Organism: Mesocricetus auratus (golden hamster)
Lineage: Eukaryota; Metazoa; Chordata; Mammalia; Rodentia; Cricetidae
Gene: Tmem181
Product: transmembrane protein 181
Exons: 17
Coding region: 236-1771 (511 amino acids)
Molecular function (GO): toxic substance binding
Source: RefSeq, a predicted model, not a curated record
CGCUCUGUGAAGUGCGGGAGAUUUUUAACGAGGAAAACCCGAACCCCAGGGACGCCGUCCCUAAAGCUGCUGUUGACGCAGCUGUCGCCUGGGUGUGCACCCAAGUAGCGGUGAAGGAGUGCCCGGAGUCGGGGGCAGCGUGGAGGUUGAAAGGUGGCCUCGGGCGACCGGAUGCCAUUCUGAGGCUCUUUCGGGGUUCUGGAGGCAGCAGGGUAACUCGGGAAGCGUUUUCUCGAUGCAAGAGUCCACGGUGGAAAGAGGUCUCUCCCCCACCUUCCUUAGAAGUUUGACUUGGGUCACUUCAGCCCAUGGAGGAAACCCUGACUCGGGUGAAUUAGAGGCCAGCUGGAGGCUCGCACCCAUGCGGCUCUACACCCUCUCCAAGCGCCACUUUGUCCUCGUGUUUGUUGUUUUCUUCCUCUGUUUCGGACUGACCGUCUUCGUUGGGAUCAAGGGACCCAAAGUGAUCCAGACUUCCGCUGCUAAUUUUUCACUGAAUAAUAGCAAAAAGCUAAAGCCAAUUCAGAUAAGUUCAAACCCGCUGUCUACAUAUAACCAACAGCUGUGGCUGACGUGCGUGGUGGAGCUGGAGCCCUCAGAAGAAACGUCUAUUAAAACCAGCUUUUCCAUGACUGUGAAAGUCAACGGUGUGGCUCAAGAUGGAACCACGAUAUACGUUCAUAACAAGGUUCACAACCGGACAAGGAUGCUGUCGUGUGCAGGGAAAUGUGCAGAGAUCAUCGUGGCCCACCUUGGCUAUCUGAAUUACACACAGUACACAGUGACCGUGGGAUUUGAACACCUGAACCAGCCCGUCAAGGAGAUGAACUUCACGUGGAAAACAUACAACCCUGCGUUUUCCCAGCUGGAGAUCUGGUUCCGGUUUGUGUUUGUGGUUCUCACCUUCAUUGUCACCUGCCUGUUCGCGCACUCCCUGCGCAAGUUCUCCAUGAGAGACUGGGGCAUCGAGCAGAAGUGGAUGUCUGUGCUCCUGCCACUGCUGCUGCUCUACAACGACCCGUUCUUCCCGCUCUCCUUCCUGGUGAACAGCUGGCUCCCGGGGAUGCUGGACGACUUCUUCCAGUCUCUGUUCCUGUGCGCCCUGCUGCUCUUCUGGCUGUGCGUGUACCAUGGGAUACGGGUCCAGGGAGAAAGAAAAUGCUUAACUUUCUAUUUGCCUAAGUUCUUCAUCGUUGGACUGUUGUGGCUGGCUUCUGUCACACUGGGAAUAUGGCAGACAUUUAAUGAACUACACGACCCCAUGUACCAGUAUCGCGUUGACACGGGAAACUUUCAGGGUAUGAAGGUCUUCUUCAUGGUGGUGGCCGCUCUGUACGUUUUAUACCUCCUGUUCUUGAUAGUGCGGGCAUGCUCCGAGCUCCGUCACAUGCCUUAUGUGGAUCUCAGGUUAAAGUUUUUGACUGCAUUGACCUUUGUCGUGCUUGUUAUUAGCAUCGUCAUCCUCUAUCUAAGGUUUGGAGCACAAGUGUUGCAAGACAACUUUGUAGCGGAGCUGUCGGCUCACUACCAGAACUCAGCGGAAUUCCUGUCUUUCUAUGGCCUGCUGAACUUUUACCUGUACACGCUGGCCUUCGUGUACUCUCCAUCCAAGAAUGCUCUGUAUGAGUCCCAGCUAAAAGACAACCCUGCGUUUUCCAUGCUGAACGAUUCUGAUGACGAUGUGAUUUACGGGAGCGACUACGAAGAAAUGCCCCUGCAGAACGGCCAGGCCAUCCGGGCCAAGUACAAGGAAGAGUCGGACAGUGACUGAGCCCUGCAGCAGAUGGGACAGCUAGGGGGCCAGAGGCCUUCCCUAGUGACGUGUCCUGGGCCUUUCUUCUGUGUGUGUUUGGACUCCUGGAAGCAGAGGUUUCCUGUUCCUUAUUUGUUUACAUAUUUUUAAAAGAAAAACCAAAUGGACUGAAGGUUGGUUGGAGUUUGCUGCUGGGGCAGCUCCACUACUGACGAGGAGGCCGGCUGGCGGAGAAGCCAAAGGCAAACCCUUUCACAGAGACACCGGACGAGAAGGAGCCUGUGUGCGAUGAGGACGAGAAAUUACCCAGUUUAAUAAAAAGAAUUAUGUACUUUUCCUCUUACAAAGCAGUUUGCCAGCUCUGAGUGUGCGGGAGGCCUGAUUGAUGGCCGAGGUCCCAGGGUGGCAGCCUCUUCCCCAUGCCCCCUUUCCUGAGUGCUCUACCCUCAAAGCGAAGCUGGGCCUGCACCUGCCUCGGUGGGGACCACCGUCUCCACAGACACAUGGCGGGCCCAUGCUGACUCCCAGGCAUCUGGGAUGAUGGCCUUCAUUGCAUUUGGUGAACCACUUACAAUGGAGCUUUCAGGAAUGGUGGGUGGCUAAGUGCAGUCUGCCACUGCCCCUGAGCAGAAGUCAGGGUGUGUGGGUGUGUGUGUGUCUGUCUGUCUGUCUGUGUCUCAGACAGGAGGAAGCUAAGGUGUCUACAAGCCAGUAGUCCUGUGGGCAAGGUCUUGUGCCAUGGUGCUUUUGAGGGCCCGUGUGCAAGUGUCUGCCUAUGUUAUAGGACUGGGUGGAAAACAGGGUGGCCCUUCCCGUUCCAAGUUUCUGCAACUCCACUGAGUAUGAGACCUCAAAGAGCUCUGGUUUGGUUUUUUGUUGUUGUUUUUAAUGAACACUACACGAAAUAUUACUAGAUUAGAAAUUCUUUAUUGUCAAAAAGGUUUCCAGUUUAACAUUUGUCACUAAAAUGAAGAGAAAGUUAAACAUUUUGAAUGGUUAUGGAAACACUUCAGAUAAAGGAACUUACUUGGAGGUCGUUGUCCUUGGAGCCCUGUGGAAAAUGGAUGUCACCCGCAUUAGUGAAAUUCAGCAUUGGAAGCCCUGAGUGCCACUGCCUUCCAUCACAUUCCAUGGAGUCUCCCCACACGUAACACCUUUGUGAACACCGGUAACGGUAGCCAUCCUGCCUGCCUCUGUCCUGGUAAACCCGAGGCCCAGAGCGGUGGACCCCGCUCAGGAAGCACCACGAUCCUUCUCUAUGCACCGACUCAGAUAUCUGCUCUGAGCUGCAGGCUACUGCCCAGGUGGGCCGGGACCCCAGGGAUGCCUAGAGACUCUUCAUUCUGUCUGCCUGUCUUCUUAAACCUCAGUGUACUUUAAUAUGGAUUCCAUGUGCAUUGUUUAAAAAAAAAUUUGCACACAUAAACAUUUGAAUGAAAACAAUAGUUGGAAAGGUAACACGUUUACAUGAUUUUUACAUUUGCAGUGCUGCAAUCACUCUGAUUCUGUGUUCUCAGAGAUACUGGAAGGUUCUUUGUUACCAACACAUACAACUUCUAAUGGACCACUGCAGCUAUCAUUUAUGGACAUGGACUUGUACUGUUCCAAUAUGUGAUAGUUCACUUCUUUUUAAUCAUUAUUAGAAAUUCUCUGUGAUUUAGAAUGCUAUUUAUCAUUCAGUGUAAGAUAUUUUAAGCAUUUGUGUACAGACUUGAGGACUUUUGAAAACUGUCCUGCACUGUAAUUAUAAGCUGAUCCUCCUGUCUGUGAAACUAAAAUCCGGGAAUAUUUUUUUGUUGGAAAUAGGAAUUACCAAGAAGCACUUAAGGGGAAGUAGUCAUUAAAUUGUUUUCACAUUUUCUUCCCUAGUGUCGUGUACAUCAUGUAGUAUAAGCUUUGUGAACUCAGCUUACAGAUCUAGAGACUUCGGUGUGUGGACUGAGGCUGUGGGUAUUUAUUAGGUUCAAACACUAAACUCUGCCAGGAACUUUUGAUAGUAAUGAGAAGACUGUUUGUUUUGCUCUGAGGGAAUUAAAGUUUUAUAAAUUUAA